AAUGUUAGGAGCCUACUGCUAUGCCGAACUUGGUAUAGCUAUUAUGAAAUCUGGAGGAGAUUAUGCAUAUAUUCACGAAGCUUUUGGUUCAGUAUUCGCUUUUCUGCGUCUCUGGACGGAAGCUUUAAUUGUUAGGCCAUGCUCCCAAGCGAUUGUUGCUUUAACAUUUUCUUAUUAUGUUAUGGAGCCCCUCUUCCCAGAUUGUGAACAGCCCCAAAUUGCUGUUCGUUUGUUGGCGGUUGUUUGCAUAAUGGUCUUAACCGCUGUUAAUGCUUACGAUGUUAACUAUGCUACACGUGUUCAAGAUAUCUUCACAAUAGCGAAAUUGGCUGCCCUUGUAUUAAUUAUUAUUACUGGAAUAGUACAGGCUUGUAGAGGACAAGUUAUGCAUUUCUACGGAGCCUGGGAUGGUACUAGUGCAGAUGCCGGUAGUCUAUCACUGGCUUUCUUUUCUGGACUUUUCGCAUAUAACGGUUGGAACUAUUUGAACUGCGUAAUAGAAGAGCUGAAAGACCCAGAGAAGAACUUACCCAAAGCCAUUGCCAUGUCAUGUUUAAUAGUAAUGUCUGUAUAUGUACUUUGCAACUUGGCCUAUUUCACAGUCGUUUCUAAGGAAGAAAUGCUGGCUGCGCAAGCUGUAGCUGUUGUCUUUGCCCAAAAAGUCUAUGGUGUUAUGUGGUGGAUUGUGCCCGUAUUUGUUGCCUUGUCAACCUUUGGAGGCGUAAAUGGUAUCCUGUUUACGACAGCUAGACUUUUCUUCGUCGGAGCUAGGAACGGUCACAUGCCUAGGAUGAUGCUUAUGGUUCAAACAAAACGAAUGACUCCGGCACCAGCAGUUAUAUUUAUGGGUUUUACAUCUCUAUUGUAUCUGGUGUCAACUGAUAUGUUUGCUUUAAUCGACUAUGUUACCUUUAGCAAUUGGUUAGCUAUUACGUUAUCUGUCGUCUCUCUUUUAUGGCUACGAAAGAAGAGACCAGAACUUCAUAGACCACUGAACAUUCCCUUAAUUGCACCAAUAACUUUUAUCGUCAUUUCUUCCUUCCUUAUAAUAUUCUCCAUCUAUCAAGCUCCCACACAGACUGGUUUCGGAUGUCUAAUUAUAGCAUCCGGCAUUCCGAUCUAUCUUAUCUGUGCCAUGCCCAAACGUCAUCCAAAGCCCAUCGAAAGAGCAAUAAAUGGGCUUACUGUUCUAGUACAGAAAAUUCUCAUUUGCCUACCAGAAGAACAGAAAGUGAAGGAUAUGGAAUAA
Dimorphilus gyrociliatus is the source of this 1249-nucleotide messenger RNA. Lineage: Eukaryota; Metazoa; Annelida; Polychaeta; Dinophilidae. The record is from the annotation of a GenBank genome assembly.